Molecule: messenger RNA, 630 nt
Organism: Haemonchus placei
Lineage: Eukaryota; Metazoa; Nematoda; Chromadorea; Rhabditida; Trichostrongylidae
Source: the annotation of a GenBank genome assembly
CUUUUAGGAGUUUAUGUGAAAGUUUCAGGCAUGUCGAAAUCUGAUUUGGAGAAGAAAGCCUUCACUAAGAUACCCGAGUACAUGUUAGAGCAGAACAGACCUUACAGUGCCAUUGAUGUGUUCACCAAUUUGAAGCAGGAGUUCGGAAAAACGUUAGUUCUGAAGGUUUUGGAAUCUUGUGUCACAUCUGGCAUUCUGAAGGACAAAGUCAUAGGAAAACAAAAAAUCUUCUACGCAAAUCAGGUACUUUUUGAUGAAGUCCAAAUACUUCAUUUUCAAGCUCUGAUGUUUGACAAACUUGAAAAAUACGACGAAGCUGCCAUCGCUGAUUGUGAUUCGAAAAUUAAUUCGCUUUCUGAGGAAGUGAAGAGUCUGACAGCGAAGUACAAGGAUAUUCAAAGUGCUCUUUUCAAGAUUGACAAUAUGAAAGCUCGAAUCGCUAAGCUGGAAACCUCAAGAGAUGCAGCAGCAGCGGAGGAUGGUAAACGAGCCCUUCAGGCGGAAUCAGCGAUUUCGAAAAUUGUACAAAAGCGAAAGCGACUAGCUACAGACAUGUUGAAUGCUAUAAUGGAGAAUUCGCCGCUUCCUAAACGAGAACUAUUGGAUUCCAUGGGUGUUGAACUAGACUGA